Procambarus clarkii (red swamp crayfish) is the source of this 1082-nucleotide messenger RNA. The record is from RefSeq and is a predicted model, not a curated record. NCBI's taxonomy places the organism in Eukaryota, Metazoa, Arthropoda, Malacostraca, Decapoda, Cambaridae.
GUGGCAGAUUGACUAGUGUUAACCGCCUCUCUUAUUCUUGGCGCACCACUGUGUUAGGUAACUCAGCGGUUACUAGGCUUGACCUGGCCGGGGAGUUCAGUAGCGGGAGGUCACUUGCAGUGGUCAUACCUGCGGACCUGCGGUUAAUAUAAGAUGGCGUUCAACGAGAGGCAGAUGUCUGCCACGGGCUCUCAAGUUGACGAAGAGAUGGUAUGGUUGGGAGACAGCCCGAUGUCAACCAUAGACUCCAGCGAUAUAACGUGGCCCAGUGAUACGCCUAUGUUGUCCACGGACUCCAACGGUAUAACAAGGGACAGUGAUGUAGUUAUGUCUGCCGUAGGCACCCAGGUCGACAAUGAGACGGAAAGGUUGCUAUCUACCAUGGGCGUCGAUGUCACCGGAAUUCCCCAACCGAGUUGCACCUGCCAACUCUCUGGUGAUUUCUGGGAUGAGGGAUCUAAUUUGUAUGGUUCAACAUCUCGAGAGGCUGUUCAUGACCCAGACUCGCGCACAAGGCCAAGCGACAGUGAGAAAACAUCCAGAAAACGAUCACCUGUAAACAACAUAACAAAGCGCCAAAAAGAGGGAACCUAUGUGGCGCCAGUGGAGGUUAACGUUGUCAAUAAUGAUCCCAGAGUUCUGGAUAUUUUAAUGAAGGAUUCAAUGAUGCAACCCAUGCCGGAGGUGACGCCUACUCUUCGGCGAAAUGAACAGAGAGACAUUCGGCAACACCACAAGUGGUGCUGCAAAAUGUUAAAUAAUCCAUUUAAUUGAACGAUUACUAGAUGGAUGUACAAUGUUGGAUUUUUAACUCGCAUGGGUCUAGAUAACUAUUUGCUGCAUGGCUAGUACAGUCGGUUUGUAAUAUAGUGACCUAGCCUAGUAUUCACUACGGCUAUAGUUUUAUUGUUCCACUGUAAUUUUAGCUCAUUUUAAUUCUCCCUUGACGAAAUAGGUGAAUUUCCAUGUAAAUAAUUGAGCGAAAUUUGUCUUGUGAUUUUCGUAAAAUUUUAGUUUAAACGCUGACUUCUCAAGCUCACUCCUGCGAUUUUAUUAAGUACGAAAAUAAAUUUUAUUGCAUG